AGCUCAGCAUACACAACAUCAUCAUCAUCAUCUUCUCGCUAGUCGAGCGAGCCCUUGUAGUUAAUUAAGCUAGUCGAUCGAUCCAAGAGAAGAAGAAGCAGCAGACAGGAAUGGCGUCGCUCUCGAUGACGACGAGCGCAGCGGCCCGCGCGCAGUGGACGCCUAGGCAGAACAAGCUGUUCGAGCAGGCGCUGGCGGUGUACGACAAGGACACGCCCGACCGCUGGCACAACAUCGCCUGCGCCGUCGGCGGCGGGAAGUCCGCGGACGACGUCAGGCGCUACUACGAGCUGCUGGAGGAGGACGUCGGCCACAUCGAGUCCGGCAAGGUGCCCUUCCCCGCCUACCGCUACCCCGCCGGCUACGGGGCCGCCGACAGGCUGAAACAGCUGAAGAUCUAGGAGGUCAAUUGAACAUAUAGGACGAACGAUCGAUGAUCCAGAAGAUGCAAACAUGUGUGUAUAUAGGAUUAAUGGGACAGUAUCAGUAUGCAUGCAAUGGUCCAUGCUGCAAGUGCAUGCAAGUGGUGUGUGAAAGCAAGAAUCAGAUUAGAUGCAUGCAUAUGCAUGUGUUAAUUUAGUAGUAAUAAUUGUAGUAUGGGAUGAGUCCUAUGCUAGCCAGUCACGCGCGAUCGACCGACCGACCCAUCGAUCUCCAAUGCUUCUGUUCCCUCUCCCUCCUACUUGUCCACUUGUGUGUAUAUAUAAAUAUUAUGUAUUUUUAUUAUUAUAUAUACUCUGCCUGUUCUAAA
Molecule: messenger RNA, 751 nt
Organism: Zea mays
Lineage: Eukaryota; Viridiplantae; Streptophyta; Magnoliopsida; Poales; Poaceae
Molecular function (GO): DNA-binding transcription factor activity
Source: RefSeq, marked validated